This is a messenger RNA of Oncorhynchus keta (chum salmon), 9787 nucleotides long. It is a transcript of the gene zfpm1, whose product is annotated as zinc finger protein, FOG family member 1. Lineage: Eukaryota; Metazoa; Chordata; Actinopteri; Salmoniformes; Salmonidae. The record is from RefSeq and is a predicted model, not a curated record. Gene Ontology annotation, molecular function: RNA polymerase II-specific DNA-binding transcription factor binding. Bases 2826 to 7124 code for a protein of 1432 amino acids. Gene Ontology annotation, biological process: positive regulation of transcription by RNA polymerase II; negative regulation of transcription by RNA polymerase II; erythrocyte differentiation. The transcript is spliced from 9 exons. Gene Ontology annotation, cellular component: nucleus.
AUGUUGGCAGGAUCGAGUUUGAGAAAUCAAAUCAAAUCAAGCAUUAUUUACACAGUACAUUUCAGAUAUGGAAUGCAAUGUGCUUCACAGAAAAAAAGAAGAAACAAAUAUUUCAUUUUUAUGUUGUUGCUUACAACACAACAAACAUAAGAGGACAAAAAAAACAGAACAACUCAAAAGCACCUUUACAUGCUGACUAGACCGCGCGCGUCCUCGUGCGCCAUAGCGUGCAUGUUGAUCAGGACACGCAGGUUGAAAUAUCAAAACAAACUCUGAACCAACUAUAUUUGGUGACAGGUCGAAACGCAUUAAACAUUCAUGGUAAUUUAGCUAGCUAAUUUGUCCUGGGAUAUAAACAUUGGGUUGUUAUUUUACCUGAAAUACGCAAAGUCCUCUAAUCCGACAAAUAAUCCACAGAUAAAAGGGUCAACCUAGUUAGUUUCGUGUAAUCUCUCCUCCUUCAGUAUUCUUCUUCUUUGGACUUUAUAUGGUGGUUGGCAACCAACUUUAAGGUGCGGCCGGCGACCCACCAACUGGACUGGAGUGUGGUUCACUCAGUUCAUCUUUCAAUCACCUACGUGGGUAUAUGCUCCUAAAAACCAAUGAAGAGAUGGGAGAGGUGGGACUUGCAGCCGGUCACGUGUCACAAAUAAACUCAGCAAAAACUAAACGUUCUCUCACUGUCAACUGUGUUUAUUUUCAGUAAAUUUAACAUGAUAAUGUGUCCCUGAACAAAGGGGGGGUCAAAAUCAAAAGUAACAGUCAGUAUCUGGUGUGGCCACCAGCUGCAUUAAGUACUACAGUGCAUCUCCUUCUCAUGGACUGCACCAGAUUUGCCAAUUCUUGUUGUGAGAUGUUACCACACUCUUCCCCCAAGGCACCUGCAAGUUCCCGGACAUUUUUGGGGGGAAUGGCCCUUGCCCUCACCCCCCGAAGAUCUGGGCUCUUCUCUGGCCAUGGCAGAACACUGCCAUUCCUGUCUUGCAGGAAAUCACGCACAGAACGAGCAGUAUUGUUGGAGGCAUUGUCAUGCUGGAGCGUCAUGUCAGGAUGAGCCUACAGGAAGGGUACCACAUGAGGGAGGGGAGGAUGUCUUCCCUGUAACGCACAGCGUUGAGAGUGCAACAACAAGCUCAGUCCAAUGAUACUGUGACACACCGCCCCAGACCAUGACGGACCCUCCACCUCCAAAUCGAUCUCGCUCAAGAAUACAAACCUCGGUGUAACGCUCAUUCUUUCAACGAUAAAUGCAAAUCCGUCCAUCACCCCUGGUGAGACAAAACCGCGACUCAUCAGAGAAGAGCACUUUUUGCCAGUCCUGUCUGGUCCAGCUACGGUGGGUUUGUGCCCAUAGGUAACGUUGUUGCCAGUGAUGUCUGGUGAGGAACUGCCUUAUAACUGGCCUACAAGCCCUCAGUCCAGCCUCUCUCAGCCUAUUGCGGACAGUCUGUGCACUGAUGAAGGGAUUAUGCGUUCCUGGUGUAACUCGGGCAGUUGUUGUUGCCAUCCUGUACCUGUCCCACAGGUGUGAUGUUUGGAUGUACCGAUCCUGUGCAGGUGCUGUUACACAUGGUCCGCCACUGCGAGGACAAUCAGCUGUCCGUCCUGUCUACCUGUAGCGCUGUCUUAGGCGUCUCACAGUACGGACAUUGCGAUUUAGUGCCCUGGCCACAUCUGCAGUCCUCAUGCCUCCUUGCAACAUGCCUAAGUCAUGUUCACGCAGAUGAGCAGGGACCCUGGGCAUCUUUCUUUUGCUGUUUUUCAGAGUCAGUAGAAAGGCCUCUUUAGUGUCCUACGUUUUCAUAUCUGUGACCUUAAUUGCCUACCGUCUGUAAGCUGUUAUUGUCUUAACGACACAUGUAUUGGGGUGCACAACUGUGGGUUGAUUUAAAAACCAAUACAAGAUUCUUAAACUGUAUUCUAAAACUCACAGGCAGCCAGUGCAGAUACUUUAAAACCGGUGUAAUGUGUUCUCCGUCUGGUCUUGGUCAGUACCUGUGAUGCAGCAUUCUAUAUGUUUUGCAGAUGACCAAUGGCUUUCUUGGGUGGACCAGACAGUAAAACAUUACAGUAGUCAAGCCUGCUUGUAAUAAAAUCAUGGAUGAGUCUCUCAGUAUAGGCCUGAGAGAGAAACGGCCACACCGUGGCAAUGUUCCUCAGGUGGUAAAAAGCUAUUUUGGUCACGUUCAUAAUGUAUGAUUGAAAAUUGAGUAGACCCCGCUCCACCUCUGGCUCACCCCACUUUGGUGGCGCCUCUGGUGCGGGGACCCUCUGGAUAGAUGCCCACCCAGACCCUCCCCUAUAGGUUCAGGUUUUGCGGCCAGAGUCCGCACCUUUGGGGGGGUUCUGUUACGCCCUGACCUUAGAGAACCGUUUUAAGUCUCUAUUUUGUUUGGUCAGGGUGUGAUUUGGGUGGGCAUUCCUAUGUUCUGAUUUCUAUGUUUUGUGUUUCCAUGUUUUGGCCGGGACUGGGGACCCUCGUUGCGUGCCCCGGACUGGGGACCCUAGUUGCGUGCCCCGGACUGGGGACCCUCGUUGCGGGCCCCGGACUGGGGACGCCCGUUGCGGGCCCCGGACUGGGGAUCCUCGCUGUGGGCCCCGGACUGGGGGCCGUCGCUGGAGGCUCCGGACUGGGGACCAAAGCUGGAGGCUCCGGAUUGGAGGCCGUCGCUGGAGGCUUCCUGCCAUGGAUCCUCACUGAAGCCUCCGGGCCCUAGAUCAUCACUGGAGGCUCCGUGCCAUGGAUCAUCACUGGAGGCUCCGUGUCAUGGAACAUCACUGGAGGCUUCGUGCCAUGGAUCAUCACUGGAGGCUUCGAUCGAUCCAUGGAGCAGGCACAGGACUCACCAGGCUGGGGAGACACACCGGAGGACUGGUCCGUGGAGCAGGCACAGGACUCAUCGGGCUGGAGAGACACACUUGGUGCGUGGAGCAGGCGCAGGAUAUACUGGGCCGUGGAGCCGCACCGGAGGUCUGGAGUGCAGAGUUGGCACAACCCGUCCUGGCUGGAUGCUCACCCUAGCCCGGCACCUGCGGGGUGCUGGCACAGGAUGUACUGGGCUGUGGAGACGCACCGGAGACACAGUGCGCAGAGCCGGCGCAGGAUAUCCCGGGCCGUAGAGACGCACUGGAUGCCAGGAGUGCUGAGCCGGCACCAUCCGUCCUGGCUGGAUGCCCACUCUGGCCCGGCCGAUGCGGGGAGCUGGGAUAUAGCGCACCGGGCUGUGAACGCGCACUGGAGACACCGUGCGCUCCACCGCAUAACACGAUGCAUGACCAGUACCACGCUGCCCGCGAUCCCUUCCGGCCAGGAUCUCCCACGUCCAGGAUCCUUUGCCAUACAGGAUGUCCUCCCAUGUACCAGUCCUACUUACCACGCUGCUUGGUCCGUUUGUGGUUGGAUGUUCUGUCACGAUCGUCUGAAGAAGAAGUGGACCAAAGCGCAGGGUGGUUCUACUGGGGACCUGGAAGGUGACGAGGACAACACACCUGAUGACGUCAGCCUAUCAGGCGAUGAGGGUGGAGCCUCGGACCCAGAGGACUCAGCAGAAUGUGACAGCUCCAGUCCACCACCAUAUACCCCCCUGUACAUUGAAGAGCCAAGGACACAUGACUGCCUUGGUGCACCUGAUGAUGAGGAUGGGGAACAGAAAGGUCCAACUCACACGGAAGAAGAGGGGGAGGAGAUGGAAGAGGAGGAAGACGGGCUACAUUGGAGAGGUCCAGAUGACCUGGAGCUAAGUGACGGUACUGUUGGCCCCAAGGUUCUGGCCUGCAGAGACCUCACCACUGACACACUAUGGGGACCAUACACUGGGAUUGUCCAAUCAGAAGAGGCUGGAGAUGACCAGGUGCCAGAGCAGAUCUCCAGGCUGACGCUGGUGUGUGAAGACGAUAACGGCUGGCUCAGUAGAGUCCCACUAACAUCCGAUGCCACAGCUGCCAACUGUACCAUCUACAGUCAAGGUGAGGAGCUGUAUUGUAAGGUGACCCAGGACAUCUCCACAGGUGACAGUCUGUUGGCCACACUGUCUCUCUCCUCCGUGAAGCAGCUGUCCUCGUCUCAGACCCAGGAUAUGGUGGUGAAGGAGGAGCCUACAGGUGUCUACCCAGCUUCUCUCCACUCUGAGAUACAGCUCCUCCCCCAGCAGGCUGGGAUGGCAGCCAUCUUGGCCACGGCAGUUGUCAACAAGGACAUCUUCCCGUGUAAGGACUGUGGGAUCUGGUACCGCAGUGAGAGGAACCUCCAGGCCCACCUCAUGUACUACUGUGCCAGCCGGCAGAAGCAGCAGGCCUCCUCCUCCCCCCCACUGGACAAAGCCAAGGAGUCCUACCCCAACGAACGUGUCUGUCCCUUCCCACAAUGCAACAAGAGCUGCCCGAGCGCCAGCUCCCUGGAGAUCCACAUGCGGACACACAGUGGUGAGCGUCCUUUCGUGUGUCUGAUCUGCCUGUCAGCCUUCACCACUAAAGCCAACUGUGAGCGUCACCUGAAGGUACACACGGACACGCAGAACGGAGUCUGUCACGGCUGUGGCUUCGUCUCCACCACGAGGGACAUUCUCUACAGCCACCUGGUCACAAGUCACAUGGUGUGUCAGCCCGGCUCAUGCAGUGAAGUGUACUCCCCCGGCCCCGGCCUGCCCAAACUGCCUCUGUCCACAGGUCUAAGUCCUGGAGACUCCGGUGUUGUGUUGAAAUGUCAGGUAUGUGGCCACAUCACAGACUCGCCUGCUCAGCUCCAGCAGCACGUUCGCACACACCUGGAGGUGAGGGUCCCGGCCGAGAGGAGCCCCACACCCCGCCAGACCACCCCCUCCUCAGCCGACCACCCUGAGCACCUUGACAGGGAGCCCCCCGCCUGCGUUCCCCACCCUGACUCCUCCAGCCCUGGGGCCAAUGGGAGCUCAGCCACCCCCCGAGGCUGCAGCCCACCUGACCAGCUCCCCACAGACAUCAGGAUUAAAGAGGAGCCGCAUUCGGACUCUGAGAAUGAGGGGCAGGAGGAGGAGAUGGAGGGGGAGCGGGUGGAGAAGAGCCGUGGACACAGAGGUACAGGCUCCUCUCAGACAUCCACCUCCCCUAGGAGUCCCUCUGCUGUGGCUGUGAAGGCAGAGCCAACCAGCCCCACCCCUGGCUCCAGCCCUGCCCACCUGGGAGGAGCUGGCUCAGUGCUCCCUGGAGAAGAUGUGUUCCUACCCCAGUACAUGUUCAGCCAGGAACCAGCCAUCCUACCCCAGGCCUCAGAGAUACUGGCUAAGAUGUCUGAGAUGGUCCACAGCCGGCUGAAGCAGGGCCAGGUCCCCCCUGGGGCAGCGCCAGCCUUCUACCCCGCUGGCACGACAACCACUGUCCAGAAGGGGGCCACCUGCUUUGAAUGUGACAUCAACUUCAACAACAUCAACAACUUCUAUGUUCACAAGAGGCUGUACUGCUCCAGCAGGCACCAGCAGGGAGACAUGGCUGGCCCAGUGACGGAGGGGGCGUUGGGGGCCACAGUCCCAUCAGUUGGACACGGUUCAUCCCCUCAGGCUGGAUCAGGUAGUCGGGCAGCCUCAGCCUCCCCCAGUGACUCAGACCCUGUUCCAGGCAGCACCGCCACACAGGGCAAGCUUGUGGAGGUGAAGAGUGAGAACCCUGGGGUGAAGGAGGCUGUGUCCUCUUCUUCCUCUGAGGGGGAGGGUGGAGGAGGAGGAGGCCGGGCCAGCGAGUGCAGCCAGAGUCCCAGCGGCUCAGCAGAGGACCAGGAGGACGACCCCACCAGAACCUUCUGUCAGGCCUGCAACAUCCACUUUAGCCGCCAUGAGAACUACACAGUCCACAAACGCUUCUACUGCGCAUCGCGCCACGAUCCGUCCAACCAGCGGUCAACCGCCGGCAAAGCUACCUUCCUGCCUCAGCCCAUCCGAACACGCAAGAGGAAGAAGAUGUAUGAGAUCCACAUGGCUCGGACUGAGGCCCUGGCCAACGCUGCUGCUGCCUCUCUCUCUGCCCCUGGCCUGAGCCUGGCUGUGAAGCAGGAGGCUGCUGCCUCAGUGGAGAGGGUCCUGGAGUCCCCAGUCCCAGCCCUAGCUCUGGGCCUGCGUCCAGCCACCUCCCGUAGUACCAGCCCUGACAGAGACGGCCCCAUUGACCUGAGCAAGAGGCCCCGUCUAAGGGAGGCCCCGCGGGGCAGCAGCAUCCCUUCUCUGCCCCUCACUGACUACCACAAGUGUACCGCCUGCAGCAUUAGCUUCAACAGCAUUGAGAACUACCUGGCCCACAAGGCCUACUACUGCCCAGCCACCACCCUGCAGCCCCACACUCUGGAGACGCUCCACAGGCUGAAGAGACCAGCAUCCAUCUCCCCCAAGAGCAGGGCCCUGGAGCGAUCAGACGUCCACUCUGAGGCCAAAGGGCUGCUCACAGAGAAGGCUCCUCGGGGGGCCUCGCUCAGCCCUCACCUCUCUGCCUUACCUGGCUCUGGCUCUGAGGCUACGUCACCUUACAGUGUCCCUGCAGCCAAAGGCCCAGGCUCUCCCUCUGUGGUCUGCCCCUACUGCCCUCCCAAUAGGGCAGUGACCUGUGACCUGGUGGAGCACUUCAGAUCCAUGCAUGGCCUGGUCCUGAGCCUGGAGGGCCAGCCAGCCGUCAUCAGCCCCAGCCUGAGCCCUAGGGAUGGGACCCCUGCCACCCCGCCCAAGCUGGUCCUCCGAGCCUGCAGGGACAGCAUCAAUGGCCGGAUCAGAAGGGACACUGUCUCCCCAUCCUCUCCCCUGGUGAACGGUAGCCCCCUGGGACACCAUGCCGGGGGUGGCGGCUCCCCCAAGGCAGCCCCUCCAGCUGUGUCUCCCACCAGGUCCCUCCCCCUGACUGUGUCCCCUGUGCCUGAGGUGCUGAGAGAGGUGGGGGUUCUGAAUCACCAGGUUGCUGUCACCCUGCUCCCAGACAAGGCGUCCCUCACAUUGGGUCUCCCACUCCCUGUUCCGGCCCCUCCCACACCCAAGACCCUCCUGAUCCCCCCUGUGCAGAACGGUAACACCCGCUUCUGCCGGCUGUGCAAUAUCAAGUUCAGCAGCCUGUCCACGUUCAUAGCCCACAAAAAGUACUACUGUUCCUCCCACAGCGCUGAGCACGUCAAGUGAAUGGAGCCCCAGUCUGUGUCCCCUCCAAAGCCCAAACCCAGCUAUCCAUUCUUGUCAGUGCCACCAAGGCAUGGCACCAUCUCUGGACUGUAUGUGUUUGAAAGUGUGACUGUUACUCGCCAGGCACUGGGUCGCUUCUCGCUCCCGGUAUUGUUACUAUGUUAACAUAUUUCUCCUUAUGGGUCAAAGUUUCUAUUACACUAAGAGCUGAGAUGCGCUACCUGCACACACAGUUGUACCCACGUAUCCCUUCCCACCCACCUCAAUAACUGAAACCCAGCCCUCUUUCUCACCUCCAGGGUCCACAGAAUGUUGAAAAUGUGACUUUAGAGUCAACAUUUAGUCUCCUGAGCAAGUUUAAUUGAAUUGUUUGUAUUACAGUCAUCUUUAUUUGAUUAUGAUUGUUUGGAGCAUUUCUUGCUGAUGAUGAAACUCGCUUUUCCUGAGCUAUUGAUGCUCUAGAUCAGUCAGUGAGUGGGGACAACUAUUGUCCCCCAGGGCCCUCUAGUGGAGCUGACUAUCUCCACUCUUUUAUUUCUACUUACCUGUGCAUAGUGUAUGAUGUUUUAAAAUAAUUCUUUAUGCUUUUGUUUGAACACUGGCUGUUUUGCUAACUAGAAAGCUAAAGCAUUUUAGCUGAAUUACAGAAAUGAGUAUCACAUGGUUAGCCUACCAAUUACAGAGGAAAUAUUUGCAAAUGGAUAGAUUUGGUUUUCCUAAACCACAAUUACAUUAUCUUAAUGGAAGGAAAACAUGUGAACUAUUUAUCUUUGAGUCCUCACUGAUUUAAUGUCAACAGAAAUCUACCUAGCGUCUGAAAAUAUUUGUAUUUUUUAUUUGUAUAUUUUUCAUACUGUUCAAAGGAACUGUUUCAAUCUCGGCGUGUAAAGGUGUUUUUGUAAGUGUAGAUAUGUAAUAUCUUUCACAGUAAUCACUGGGAUGACACUGAAUCUUAUUUUCCUUAUUGUCAGAAUUUCUUUCUUCUGCUCUUUAUUCAUGGGGAAAGGUUAAAACUUUUCUGUUUUCCUCCAGUAUUUGGUCAUUAGGUAUAGCCUAUUUUGCCAGAUAAACUAUGUGAUGUAAGUUCUAAACUGGUAUUAUUAUUGGGUAGAAGGAAGGUGAUUGGACCUGAGUACCAGGAUGAAGACACAGCACUUCCUCUUCCUCUAUGCCCCCCCGCCUCCCCCAUCAGACCUGACCCUUAACCCACCAACCCCCUACUGUAUCAUUCAUUAUCUGUCGUUCUGCCCCUGAACAGGCAGUUAGCCCACUGUUCCCAGGCCGUCAUUGAAAAUAAGAAUAUGUUCUUAACUGACUUGCCUGGUUAAAUAAAGGUUUAAAAAAAAGAAAAUAUCCCUACUCUGCAGCUGCUGCUUUAACACCAUCUGACUUAUGUAAUGCUUGAAUUAGACAUGGGAUCAGUUUAAAUCAAUGUGGAUUUAUUGACACCUCUUAGAGCAGUGGUAUUCAAAGUUGGGGGAAUUGGCAUUUUGGGGGGGCAAAAAAUUAAGAGUAUUGUAUGGGACAAUAUACAAAUAUGUUUGAGAACGACAAUUAGAAAAAUAAAACUGUUGAUUAAAAGUAUUUUAUUGGUUUCUUUUCAUUUUUAUAAGAGAUGAAAAUGCAAUGAAAAAAUGCAAUUGUUGUUUGUUGAUGUAAAGAUAUAAUUUUCCAGAUUUUAAGGCUGUGUCAUUAGAUUUGGGGUGGGGUCGCAAGAAUUCUGGCAGAAAGAUUUGGGACCUUGUUGAAAAAGUCUGAAUACCACUGUCUUGGAGUGUGUGCUCAUUCUGUUUUGUUUUUCCAGUAAUGAAGUUUUUUUAAAAGUUAAAAACGGGAGGUGUAAGAGAGAGAUAGACAGGGACAGCAGAUGUAUUUCACAGAUUGUUGAGAGACGUACACAGUAGAUGGCUCCAAAAACUGUCAUGUGUAAAACACAAACACACAUGCAUCCUUGGUUUACAAAGUGGUGUUGAAUAGACCUGCGAAAUGCAAUCUUUCCUCUGUCAGAACUUGCUAUACUGGCACAGCCUUACCGUAGGACUGAGUUAGUUUGUUCUGUGCUCCACUAUCCUCACCUCUAAUGAUGAUUUGAAUGGAUCUGUAUGUUACUUGUGAUGUCCCCUUUCCUUCCCUGUGUUACACAGGCAGAUGUUUCUCUGCUCUAAAAACUGGAAAACAAAAUGGUGGUGAAAUUGAAAGUUGAGUAUUUUUGCUCUGUUGUGGUUUUGAACAGUGCUGUAUCAGUCAUAUCUUACCCAAGAGUGUUUACAAUUGCAUUGCUUCCUCUUUUCUCAAAAAGAUUAGCAUUUUCAACAAGUCACAAAUUGAGGAAAUCAGUGCUGAAAACCAUUUUGAAUCCCAUUUAUAUUGCACUGUGUUGUUCAAAUGUGCUGAAUGUUUUCGUUUUAGAGGCUUUUUUGUAAGGUAUUUAUGUUUUUACAGCACUUUUCCUCUUCUAAACUAAUCCCUUGAAGGACUUGCUGAUCAAUUUCAACCUUCUCACGUGAACUAAAAUUUAUUAAAACAUUUUGUGAAUGAUUACAAAUGUCAAUAAUGGAAAGUAUUAAUGAAUGUCGGACUUUUCUUCUUUCUUUUGUCAGUUCCACUACACACUUGUCCAAACUAUGCAUGGGAAAUAAACGUCCUGAGAGACAUUAAACAGU